This is a messenger RNA of Brettanomyces bruxellensis, 237 nucleotides long. RefSeq names its product 60S ribosomal protein L38 (gene RPL38). Bases 1 to 237 code for a protein of 78 amino acids. The transcript has 2 exons. Gene Ontology annotation, cellular component: ribosome; cytosolic large ribosomal subunit. The record is from RefSeq and is a predicted model, not a curated record. Gene Ontology annotation, molecular function: structural constituent of ribosome. Gene Ontology annotation, biological process: protein-RNA complex assembly; translation. Lineage: Eukaryota; Fungi; Ascomycota; Pichiomycetes; Pichiales; Pichiaceae.
AUGGCUAGAGAAAUAACCGAUAUCAAGCAAUUUGUUGAGCUUGCCAGAAGAGCUGACGUUAAGAAGGCCACCGUUAAGAUCAACUACAAGUUGAAUGCUAAGGGAAGAACCUUCAAGCAGACGAAGUUCAAGAUCAGAGGUGCCAAGUACUUGUACACUUUGAUUGUUAACGAUGCAACCAAGGCUAAGAAGUUGACCCAGUCUCUUCCACCAACUUUGAAGGUUACCCGCGCUUAA